This is a messenger RNA of Rhea pennata, 3117 nucleotides long. RefSeq names its product parvin gamma (gene PARVG). Gene Ontology annotation, cellular component: focal adhesion; actin cytoskeleton; cytoplasm. Gene Ontology annotation, molecular function: actin binding. NCBI's taxonomy places the organism in Eukaryota, Metazoa, Chordata, Aves, Rheiformes, Rheidae. Gene Ontology annotation, biological process: actin cytoskeleton organization; establishment or maintenance of cell polarity; substrate adhesion-dependent cell spreading. The record is from RefSeq and is a predicted model, not a curated record. The transcript is spliced from 13 exons. Bases 270 to 1238 code for a protein of 322 amino acids.
CGAGCACAUAGACAAUUGAGUUCCGGAUACCACUGUGGUUUCGUUUUUAAGGGCAGCCAGUGCUGCGCGGUGCAACUUCCCUCUUGCAUUUUUCUAUGCGCCUCGAGCUGCCCUGCAUGGGAGACUGCAGCUUCGGCACAAAACUGCUCAAACCUCGGUGUCAGUCUCAUCCUCUGAUAAACUGCGUAUCGCUUGCUGGAAAAAGAUCUUGGAAGAGCUUCCGGAGAAUUACUAAAGGAGAAAGCAUUAACCAGGAGUGAAAAAAGACAAUGGAUCCAGACUUUCUAAAUGUGUUUACACAGCAGGCUGCACUUAAUCAAUUUGAAGUUGAAAAUGACAUUGCUCAAGGAGAGAAGAGGAAACUCAUAAAACCCACCUCUCGCAAUAAUUCCAAAUUGGAAGAAUUAAAACUGUUUUUGAUUGACUGGAUUAACACAACUCUGAAACAGGAACACAUAGUAGUCAAAAGUCUGGAGGAGGAUUUGUUUGAUGGGCUGGUACUUCAUCAUCUUUUGGAAAACCUAGGAUCUCUCAAGCUCGAUGUUGACAAGAUUGCAUUAACAGAAAAAAAACAGCGACAGAAGCUCUCUGUGAUUCUGGAGGCGGUGGCUAAGUGUUUGCAGCUGGAAGAAAAUCAGCUGAAAUGGAGUGUUGAAUCUAUCUUGACAAAAGACCUACUGAGCACGUUGCAUCUUCUGGUUGCAAUAGCAAAACACUUCCAACCGAAUUUGGCUAUUCCUCCAAAUGUUCAAGUGGAAACAAUCACUAUUGAGAACACCUCCAGAGGAUUAAAGACAGAAACUAUAGUGGAAUGUAUCACAGAUGCCAAAGAAAAUUUAGAAGACCAGUCAACGAAUGAUGCCUUUGAUGAAUUAUUCAGCCAUGCUCCAGAUAGACUGGAUGCAGUAAAACAGGUAUUUCUGCAGUUUGUCAACCAGCAUGUUGGAAAAUUAGGAUUAAAUGUGAAAGACAUCGAAUCUCAGUUUGCAGAUGGAGUCAUCUUACUCCUGUUGAUCGGACAACUGGAGGGUUACUUCCUGAAUUUAAGGGAUUUCUUCCUGACUCCAGCCAACACCGCAGAGAUGCUUCACAACGUGAACCUUGCGUUGGACUUGCUGACAGAUGGAGGACUGCUCAAUUUUUCUGUGAACUCUGAAGAUAUUGUGAAAGGUGAUAUGAAGACUACACUGCGGAUUCUGUAUUGCUUAUAUUCCAAAUAUAAGACCAAAGAAACAUGAAGAGGAAGGCUAAGCACUUGGACCUUUUUUUCUUGCUUUUCUUUUCUUUCAUUAUUUUCCUGACAUGUUGUGGUCUGAUUUUUUUUGAACUUCCAGCUGUAUGUUUGUCCCUGUGCUUGUAUGUGCAUGCACUUGUCUUUCGUGCUUGCUGUAUUAAUAUGUAUAGACAAGUAUGUUUUCAUGCAAAAUUUCACAUAUACCGCUUGAAUUUCCUGGGUAUAUGAGUUUAACUAGAGCAAAGUCAUUCUGUAAUUCUGAAGCUAUCCUUUGCUCUUUCUGAGGCUAUAAUAUGGGAAAGAAGUCUAAUAUGUGUUUGUUCUAGACUACAGUGUUUUUGCCUCUGGAAUGGGAUUUGGAAGCUAGUAUUAUAACUUUGCACUUUUCUGGUUCUGAUUCACUCUGGAAAUUAGAGAGAUGGGUGACCCAUCGUGGUAUCUCUGCAAAUAUAACAAAUAUACUUGAAGCUCAAGUUCAAAAGCUUUUGUGCAGAGGUGGCCAGCUGCUCUCAAACAAGGUUGUGUGGAUUGGAAAGCAAAUGAAUGUGUAAUUGAAAGGAAACCUGAACUUACAAAUUACUUGAUAAAAAUUACUCCAUUUGCCUGCUCAAAUCUGGAAGGGGAACUCAGAACCAUGUGCUAACGUGGGACUGUAUGAUAAUGAAGGGGACUCCUACACCACCAUGGAAAGACCUCUGCCACUCCCUUUGGCACACUAGUGCUGCGGGUACUCUCAGCUCCCCUGGGACUCGCUUAGCUGAUUUUGUCCAGCAGUUGUCCCAAGCAUCCCAGCAGCCCCCCUCUGAACACAUUUUUGCAAAAACCACAAUUUAUGUUAACUAUCACCCUGGGUCUUUCUCUGGGGUUUUAGAUCAGAACUCCUUCAAAACCUCCAUCUGCUUCUUUGACCUUAAAAUUAUGUCAUAUUUGUGUUGCAUAAAGCUCAAGUUCCAAUAAAAAAAAAAAGUUUUGAUACUAUUUUGGCUUUCCUCUUAACUGACUUAAUUUCCUGUAGUCAGUGAUUCUGACAUUUGAUCUCUGAUCUGAUCCUCCAUCUGUGUGUUAAGGAGAAACCAAAGCACGCCUAGUGUGAGGUCUGACAUUUACAGUUGAGAAUGUGUUGUGUCUAGUUCUUGACACGCAGCCUAGGGAGGAUCCUCAGAUAGCAAUGGUGAUACAUCCUCAAGUCCUGCCUUUGAAAAUGAUGAUAAUGCAAAUAAUAAAAUUGCUAUAAACCUAAUCCUUUUUGCACCAAUAAUUACCUCAUUAUGUUUUUAUAGAGGAAAAGCCAAUGUGUGGUGCCAAUGAGCUGCCAGAUCAACUUGUUUCUCUAGCAAAAAUUAAUUAUGUAUGCCCUUUCAAAAGAUUUAAGUCAGAACUGCUUGCUCUUUCAUGUACAACUCUCCAUAGGUAUCUUGUUUUUUUCCUUUAUGGGCUUCAAACAAUUGCUUGGGCUUUCUUAGAAGUUAGUCCUCCCUUUGCGGAGCUCUGCUGUCAUUGCUGUAAUAUUCCCAGUGGGUUACCGAAUAAAUCACUCCUGAGUGGAUAAGACAAGGAUGCUGCUUGUGGGGACCAGGGGCCAGGAAAGGAUUUGGUGGUGGUGCUGACAAUGCAGUAGGGGCAUUGCCUUUUCCGUCUAGGAACUAACCUAGCCCUGGUCCGACGGCAACUAAUACUCAAGGAUGUAGUUUGAUUUUCUUUUCCUCUUUCCUGCUUUCCUCUUUCCUCAUGUGGUGAGUUUUGUGGUCCACCCAUCUAGCAGAAGUCAAUGUGGUGCUUUUGAAGAUUUCACAGUCUUGCACGUUGCUGUUGAAGGAAGUCUAGUUCUGGAUAUUCAAUAAAAGCGAGGGCCAUAUUCCCUUCCUUACACCAGCUUGCUUAAA